AUGAAUAUAAAGUUCACACUAUUACUAGUGCUACUGGCUGUGUGUUGUGGAGGAAUCAGUGCUAUUGGUCAAGUGUUUGUCUAUGACGACACGGCAGACUGCUCCACCACUCAAUGCAACUUCUUUGAGGAUGAAUCAAUAUGGGUGGAUCAGAACGCACCAAAGAUAUACUCUGCUGGUGACACCAUCAUCAUCAGUAGCAAUCGCACCACCUCAAUAUUGGUCAAAUACUUCCUACCCUACUACUGUCGCACAUUCAUCGUAAAUGGUCCAAACGUCACGGUCCAAGUUGAAUUCCCCAUCGCAUCACUGACAGUCACAGGUGACUUUAACGUUACCGGCGGUGCCCAAGUCACAUUUGGUGAGCAAACCAAGGCCAAUCUUACUUAUAUGGCCGUGUACAAUAGCAGCAGUGUGGCACUCUACGGGACUACAUUUGGCCAGAAGGACCUGUUGCUGGUGGACCACACGUCCACAUUGUAUUUCUCCAACAUGUCACAGAUUGAAUACGGUGGCCCUUCAUACAUCGAUGGUGUGCUUACCAUCACCAUGCCACAGACCUCUGCUACAUUCUCAGGACAGACCAACAUCACUCAGGGACUACACUCUGAAUCGGCAACACUAACAAUGGAGAGCGCUUCGUUCAGUGGCAACUCAACCGUACAUGGUCUAACUCUCAAUGCCGCCAUUAUCGAGCCACAGUCCAACAUACUAGUUAGUUCAUUCAUCUCAAUGGUGACGAUGGAGAGCAGCACAUCUAGUUACUCAGGACUUCAAUUGGCGUCUGGCUCAUCGAUUGUCGUCAACAGUAUAGACAACCAACCAAGCUCAAUGAACUCAGUGUCCUCAUUAGCCAACUCCCAAAUGUCGCUCACCAACUCCUCGUCACUGACCAUAACUGGAUGUAACAUUAAUGGUGACUUGACCACGACAAACGUACCAACACUCCAAUUGGGCUACACUACAUCAAACAACUAUAUUACUAGACUACUAUUCUCUGGUGCCACCUAUGUCCAGCUCUCCAACAUCACCAUUGAAAGUUUGGGACAGCAACCAACAACUCCACAAAAUGCCCUCCUCAUUCGCACGCAGUCUGGCACGUCGACAAUCAACGGUCUAAUCAGUCAAUCAUUUGUGAAUACAUCGAUUGCUGUGGACCCCAACGCCAAACUCAUCCUCCCACCAUCCAUCAACACGGACGGACCGAUAAUGGUGUCUGGUCUCCUGGUUGGCAUGAAUAUCUCUACGCCAUCACUCACGAGCUUGACCCCAACGUCCAACAUAAUUAUCAACCUAAUUUCCAGUGUCACAGUGAUCAAUGCCCGAGUUGAGGUAUAUAGUGGUGCAAGACUCACUGUAAUCGUACCAACAGAGGCACCUGUUUCAAGUGGUCUACUCAUUGAUGGUCCAUUGUCAUUCAAUGAUGCCAGCACAACUCUUAACCUUCAGUUUGAUGGUUCACGUGAAUCAUCCGAUCCAGUGAUCAAUGUGAACAGUCUAGAUGCCAACAACUGUGUCGUCGUGGUUAACAUUACAAGUAUGCCAAACACAUGGCCCGCCACCUACACGCUGGUUAGGUCCAACGUCAACAUUACCAGUUCAUUCAACAAUUCUGCGAUCCUCCUAUCCCUGCCUGGUGAGAGUGACACGGGUGCCCAUUACACGUCCACACUGGACACCACUCAGGACAACAACGUACGAGUAACGAUUGAUCGUAGGGUGGUUAGCGGUGGAACCCUGGCUGGUUGGAAGAUAGCGCUCAUUGUGAUUGGCAGCGUGAUCGGAGCGGCCCUCCUCGCAUUUGGGGCUGUAUUCAUUUAUCGUCGUGCUCGUCGCAGCAGGACAGGUUACGACACCAUUGCAUAG
Molecule: messenger RNA, 1866 nt
Organism: Acytostelium subglobosum LB1
Lineage: Eukaryota; Evosea; Eumycetozoa; Acytosteliales; Acytosteliaceae
Exons: 1
Coding region: 1-1866 (621 amino acids)
Source: RefSeq, a predicted model, not a curated record